CGCGGCAAGAUCGUGAAGUGCUCGUGCAUUCCGCAAGAUUCGGAGGAUGUUGUUGAAAUGCAUCAAACAACAAGGAUUUCAGGAUAAGUCUGAUCCGACCCAGUCCAUGGGCUCGGAGCGGGUGGAGAUGCGAAAGAGACAGAUGCAGGUUCACCAGGAAGCAGCUGCCAGUGUCCUCCAAGCUCGCCACAGAAUGGGAAACACCCCUACCAACGCCUCAAAUGCCUGCUGCUUCUGCUGGUGCUGCUGCUGUAGCUGCUCCUGCCUGACUGUUAGGAGUGAAGACGAAACAAUACAGAGGUCCAUGUUUGAGCACAGGACAGAGGGAACCACUAAUUGUGAAGAAAGCCCAAAGCCCACGGUGGAGGACGCACGCUCGUGGGCAAUUUCGUUUGAAAAGGUGAUGAAAAGUGCAGCCGGUCGAAGCUGCUUCAGGCAGUUCCUGAGGACAGAGUUCAGCGAGGAGAACAUGAUGUUCUGGCUCGCCUGCGAGGAGCUCAAAAAGGAGACAAACAAGACUGUGGUGGAGGAGAAAGUCCGUCAAAUAUACGAGGACUUCAUCUCCAUCCUUUCCCCUAAAGAGGUCAGUCUGGAUUCACGGGUUCGAGAGGUGAUCAACCGCAACAUGCUGGAGCCCACCUCGCACACGUUCGACGACGCCCAGCAGCAGAUCUACACGCUGAUGCAGAGAGACUCGUACCCCCGCUUCAUAAACUCCUCUGCCUACACGGAUCUGAUGAAGAACCUGGAGGAGCCCCCGCCUCCCGCCGAGCCAUGAGACCCUCCACUGCCACACGACUAGCUUUCUGGCGCAUGCAUCCCACCCGAAGGAGUUUUGUGUUCAUGUUGGAGUCCUACUAUUUUAGAGAAAGACAAGACAGGAAAA
Molecule: messenger RNA, 886 nt
Organism: Salarias fasciatus (jewelled blenny)
Lineage: Eukaryota; Metazoa; Chordata; Actinopteri; Blenniiformes; Blenniidae
Product: regulator of G-protein signaling 20-like
Exons: 5
Coding region: 47-778 (243 amino acids)
Source: RefSeq, a predicted model, not a curated record